UAAAUUUCAGGCGUUUCAUGAAAACUUCCCCCUUGGAGAGAAGUUGGACGAUGAAUCAUGUCAUACUAUAGUACAUCCUAUAGCAGUAGUUACUUGGGAAGUGGUAGUCAUUCGCGAACCGGAACGAGUGGCUACGCCCGACCACUUCCCAGUCGCCCUAUCUCUAGCGAUAGAAAUUUCUCGUCCACUCGGAGUUCGUCGCUGCAUAACAUGCAUGGCAUCAACACGAGCUUUCAACGAGUAUCUCUGGAGCAAACGAGAGUGAAGGACAAGGGUACGACGGGUCUGGACAACCUGGGGAAUACUUGCUUCAUGAACUCAAUUCUUCAAUGUCUGAUUCAUACCCAAGCUCUGAGGCAGAAAUGCAUACCUGAACCGUCUAAUAGUAUCGUAAAUUCAUCCAGUCAAAUGAAGGGAAAGUUGUUCAAGGCCUUCUGCAAGUUGGUGAACAAAUGUUGGAACAACGAGUCAUCAGAAACAUACACAGCCCUUCGAGAUUUCAAAAGCCAAAUGACGAAAUAUGCUCCACUUUUCGCAGGGAGCAGCCAACAUGACGCGCAGGAACUGCUUGUCUACUUACUGGAGGGCAUCCAUGAAGACGUCAAUGAAGUAUCCAAAAAGCCUUACUAUAAAGAUGAUAUCCCCGACGAAUACAGCCCCUCGCAGAAGGCGAAGGAGUCGUGGACGAGGUAUCUCUCUCGGGAGAAGAGCUUUGUCAUCGACCUGUUCGUGGGCCAGCUGAAGAGCACCUUGACAUGCCAAGUGUGUGGCUAUGAGUCACUCACAUACGACCCCUACUUCGACCUAUCCUUGCCAAUACCUAAAAAGAACUAUUUCAACUGUAGUUUAGACGACUGCUUGAGGGAAUACACCUCCGAAGAAACUCUAGAUGGCUAUGACAAACCGCGCUGUGCUAAAUGCAAGAAGCCGCAGCGAUGCACAAAGCAGUUCACCAUCGAGAGGUUUCCCAAGAUUCUAGUAAUCCACCUGAAGAGGUUCUCCAUGCGCAACAGGUUCUCCAAGCUAGACACCAAAGUCGCCUUCCCAGUUACAGGGCUGUGUCUAGAAGAAUUCGCCAGUACAGAACAAAAACAUAACCGUACUGCUAGCGACUGCAUUUACAACCUGUUCGCAGUGGCCAAUCAUAGUGGUACUGCCUAUUCCGGACACUACACGGCCUACUGCAAGUCAGAAACGAGGAAGCAUUGGAGCAGUUUCAACGACAGACUGGUAUCGGAGUUACAUGAGAGCCGCCUUGUGUCAUCUAGUGCCUACGUUCUCUUCUACGAGCUAGCAUCAUCCUCAAGUAGAGAGUGAACAAAUUCCCCACUUGAAUCUGAAUCCACCCCGCCUUAACCCUAAAAAGAAGAACCAAUCAAAGAGAAGAAACCAAGCGCAGCCUACUCAUACUUAAGCUAAAUCAUCUUGUGCUAUUUCAGGCUAGAUAGAAAUAACAAUAUUAAUUGAUCCGCUCUGUUUAGUUAGUGAGCUCUGCCGACGGCUUAAAAUCAGAAUGAGUCCAAAUUUCUCUUCGCCGCUGUUCAUGCUUGCUGUUUGUCAUUUUUUGCUACCUUUUGACGCUUCCGCAAUUACAUUGCCUGCCGAGAAAGGCAGCCCAAAACAGUUACUUAUCAUUCGUGUAAUAGAUCCCAAAGUCGCUAUACUAGAUCAGGAAAUUGGAUGUUGGCGGUCCUAUAACCUGAGUUUGUCUCCUAUAUAUUCAUUCAAUGUCUGAUUUAGUCCAACUUUGCCCAAUUCAAAUUUUAAUAGUAACAAAAAUAGCUGAAAUGAUGUGAAAAUGGUAUUAGAAAUCAAUUUUAUUAGAAACCAAUUGCAUUCAAACCCUCAAUAAGGUUACUUCGAGGAAGUCAAAAUUGGGCGGAAACGCUCCACGCCAUAGUUCCUUGCUACUCUACGAAAGUGGUAAUAACAAAAGUGCAAAUUCAGUCAAGUGAAUUAUGUGGAACAUUUUCCCGGAUUAUUUGUGAACGCCAAUAUCUUUUAUGAUAUGUUCGUAUGAAAUAUCUGACCAAGUUCAAAGUUUGUACAUAGAUACUGAAAGUUCUAAAUCGUUCUUUUUAUUCUUGUUUAUUAAAACUAACCCUGUUUUGCUCUUCAAUUGAAAUCUUAGCUUGUUUAAAUUCAUGUUUUAUAGUGUAAAUUAAUUUCAUUUUUAAGUUAGAUGAUUUAUGAAUGUUUAAUUGAAAUGAAGUGUACUUA
Messenger RNA from Symsagittifera roscoffensis, 2220 nucleotides. Its product is annotated as ubiquitin carboxyl-terminal hydrolase 2-like. NCBI's taxonomy places the organism in Eukaryota, Metazoa, Xenacoelomorpha, Acoela, Convolutidae. The record is from RefSeq and is a predicted model, not a curated record. Gene Ontology annotation, cellular component: cytoplasm. Gene Ontology annotation, biological process: protein deubiquitination. The transcript has 8 exons. Bases 58 to 1317 code for a protein of 419 amino acids. Gene Ontology annotation, molecular function: cysteine-type deubiquitinase activity.